AUGGCCGCCACGCACGCGGCAGUCACCGCUCCGGACAGCGACAGUGAUGAUGAUGCCGAUUACGAGGUCACCGGGGCUUUUGCAUACGUUGCGCGCUUCAUCCCCUACUUCCGCAAGCCUCGCCGCGUCCUGCUCUUCAAGAUGGACGUGAUGCUCGUCUUGUGGAUGUUCAUCGCCGGCCUCAUGAAGGAGAUGGACCAGUCGGCCACGACGCAGGCAUACGUCUCCGGCAUGCGCGAGAGCCUGGGCCUGUACGGCAAUGAGCUGGUCAUGUUCAACACCUUCUUCUCCAUUGGCUACGCUCUCGGCCUCGUGCCGGGACAGCUCAUCCAGACCCGGAUCCGACCAUCCAUCUUCCUGCCCAUCUGCGAGGUGUGCUGGGGCUUCUUCGUCCUGUUCACGUACAAGGCCAGGAAUGCACACACAAUCUACGGCCUCCGCUUCGUCCUCGGCCUGCUCUCCGCCUCCUUCUGGCCCUCGGUCGUCGCCCUCCUCUUCAACUGGUACAAGCCGUCGGAGCUCGCGGUCCGCCUCGCCCUGUGCACCGCCUCCGACGUCGCCGGGGCCAUGUUCCUCGGCAUCCUGCAGGCCGCGCUGUACCGUGACAUGGAAGGCGUGCACGGCCUGCGCGGCUGGCAGUGGCUCUUCGUCAUCGCCGGCGCCGCCACCGUGGGCCAGGGCCUCGUCGCCUUCUUCACCAUCCCCGACUCGCCCGCGACUACGCGCGCGCUCUACCUCACCGACGCCGACAAGGCCCUCGCGCGUCAGCGCAUGGCCAGCUUCGGCGCCCGGACGAGCACCCCCGUCAGCGCCAUCGUGCUGCGCCGGAAGAUGCGCCAACUCAUCGUGCACCCCGUCACCUGGUUCUUCCUGCUCGCCUUUGCGCUGACCGCCUGGGCGCACCGCGCCAACGCAUACCUAGUGCUCUACCUCGAGAGCAUCAAGGAUGCCGACGGCAACAGGGUCUACAGCGUCUUCCAGGUCAACGUGCUGCCGCUCGGCGGCUACGCGCUGCAGAUCGUCACCAACGUCGGCCUCAACGCGCUGUCGGACUGGAAGCACUGGCGCUGGCAGAUUAGCGUCGGCAGCGCGGCGUACUACGCCGUCAUCCUCGCCGUGCUGUGCGCCUGGCCGCCCAACGACAAGGUCAUCCUGGCCUUUUACUUUCUCACAUACAGCACGUACGCCGGCUCCUCGUCGCUCAUGGCGUGGAUGGCCGAGCUCAUGAAAAAGGAGCCCGAGGCGCGGUCCAUCAUCGUCGCGCUGACCGUCACCGUUGUCUACGUGGGCCACGCCACGAUCCCGUUGCGGGCGUUCCGGGUCGCGGACGCGCCGCGGUAUCCGAUCGGCUUUCCCAUGGUCCUGGCCAUGACGGUAGCGAGCAUCCUGGUGCAGCUGGGGUUUUUGUGGUGGGAUAGGCGCCACCCCGGCAUCGCAGAGUACGGUUUCGACAAACCCGCGACCGGCAACAUUGCUGGCUCCGACGAGGAGGCCACGGCCACAUUGGAGGAGAGCAAGAUUGGUGACGACAAGGACCGCAUGUAA
Cordyceps militaris CM01 is the source of this 1545-nucleotide messenger RNA. RefSeq names its product Major facilitator superfamily transporter. Gene Ontology annotation, biological process: transmembrane transport. Gene Ontology annotation, molecular function: transmembrane transporter activity. NCBI's taxonomy places the organism in Eukaryota, Fungi, Ascomycota, Sordariomycetes, Hypocreales, Cordycipitaceae. The transcript has 2 exons. The record is from RefSeq and is a predicted model, not a curated record. Gene Ontology annotation, cellular component: membrane. The coding region runs from base 1 to 1545 and encodes 514 amino acids.